Molecule: messenger RNA, 1971 nt
Organism: Zalophus californianus (California sea lion)
Lineage: Eukaryota; Metazoa; Chordata; Mammalia; Carnivora; Otariidae
Product: nuclear pore-associated protein 1-like
Exons: 1
Coding region: 592-1971 (459 amino acids)
Source: RefSeq, a predicted model, not a curated record
CACAAAGGGAGGUCACGGGAUGCAGCAUCUAGUCGGGUCAGGGUUCGGAGUCGGCUCUGAAACCUCCGCCGCCCGGCAGGUGCCUCUGGUGGCCUGGCUCCCAGGCCUCACGCGGAAGCAGGGCAGUUCCGUCAGGCAUAGGGCCAUCCCCUCGCAGCGCUGGGAGGCUCCCAUGCUUGGCUUGUUUGGCUUGCUCGAGGGAAGGGCUGGCGACACACACCCAGGCGCUGAAGGGCCCGGCGGGGGGGGGGGGGGGGGGGGGCACCGCAGUCCCACACCGUCCCACACAGUCCCACGCAGUACGCGCCGUGGUGCCCAUGUCGGUGCUAACCAACUCCCAAUGGCAGCAGGAAGUCUCAAGGCUGGAGGCUAGUGGGCGGGGCUCCGGGGCCUCGCCCUUUGCCCUCUGAAGUGUUCACUUCCCGCGCUGGGCAUGCGCCGCCCUUCUCUGUAAAUUCUUCAGGGACCGCGUCACAAGCGCCAGGCUGCGUUGCCCAGUGCUUGCUUGACCUCGAGAAGAGUAACAAACUCCGGAGGCUCUCUCCGGGUUUUACACUCCGAUCUCGCGAUCGUUCAGCGCACAACUUGCACAUGGGCAACUUGCUGUGUAAGUUUCGUCCCCCGCCCAAGCGCCGUCUCCUGCCAGGCCUUUUUCGCCCGCGGGCCACUCAUGCCUGCGCCGUUGCCCAUCCUGGCCGGGACCACCCUGCUGUUCCUGCACUUGCCCCCUGCCCUAGGUGCGGGCCAUGCCAGCGGCAUCGUGCGGCUUUAACAGCGAGCUUUCACGUGGAGCCAAAGAGGCGGUAUCCGAUCCCUCAGGCCGUCUGUUCCCCUCUGGGCCUCCUCCCCUUAGUGAACUGGAGGGACCCUCCGAAACAACCUGUGCUGUCCGUCCAUAAUUCCAGGAUGUUCAGACCCUCGAGAACUGUGAGGAUCCCUCCUCCAGGGCGCAAAUGGACUGUCCUGCGUUCGCUACCUGAGCCCGUAGUCGAGGCUGUGAAGCCGGUACCAUCCAAUCACCAACCCCCUCCGAGCUCAAAGGGGAUGGAGGAGAAGGUCCAAGCAGUGCCCAGAGAAGGGAUGGAGGAUUCUGUAGAGAGCAGCGGACAGGAUGAUGGGAACAGGGCCCCCCAGGGCAGUGGGGAUACACCGUUGACAUCCAGGCCCCUGGAGACCGGUGGAGUGCUCAGUUCCCACCAGUGCAGCCCUGCACCUGUGGAGCAGUCUCCCAAUCCCCCGGGAGACAGCUUGGGGGAGAACGCUCAGAUAUCUCUGGUGAGCUCCCCCUCUGAGGGCCCUGUUGUCACCUCCUCACAUGGCCCUGCUGGCGAUGUUGUUCCUCUUCCGAAGCCAGAUACAGAUGCGGUAAGGCUCUCCGACCCAAGCCCAAGCUGCCCCUUGCUGCAGGAGAGAUUAACAAAGGAAGUGGGGGCUGAAAACCAUGGGCCUAUCCAGAGCAUACCACACUUACCAGGGAAGGAGACAGAGGGCGAUAAGCCUUCAGGCAUCUCCUCCAAGUACUCUUUUCCACCAGUAUCUGCCACCAGUAGGCCCUGCAAAAGGAAAAUAUCCAUGCCGCGUUUUGUGCCUCUGCCAUCACCAUUACCACUGCAGUGGGGUAGAGGCGAGUUGCCCCCACCUCCUAAGCUUCCUUGCAUAGUUAUUGACAAAAACCUGGGCACCCUGAAGAAGACCAAGGGUCAGAGGAAUAAGAUCUUGGAGGAUGGAACAGAGACCCUGGCAGACUGCUGGGCCACUCAACCUGCCCCUUCCUCUUCCCCACUUGCCUCGGAGACUGCAGACUCCCUGCCCCCGGCCACUCACGCUUUCCAAGUCCCCGUUCCUACUACUGACUUGGCUGACCUAUCUGCCAGGCCCCCAAUCCCAUCUGUCCCUCCAUCUUCCCCAACAGGAAAUACCGAUUCUCUUCCUCCUCUUAGUUCCAGGUCCCACUGGGAAAAUUCCACUUAA